AUGGAGCCCCGGCGCCGGGAGCUGCUCGCCCGGUGUCAGCAGAGCCUGGCCCAGUCCAUGACGGAGGUGGAGGCCGUGCUCGGGUUGCUGGAGGCCGCGGGCGCGCUCAGCCCCGGCGAGCGGCGACGGCUGGACGAGGAGGCGGGAGGCGCCAAGGCGGAGCUGCUGCUCCAGCUGCUGCUGGCCAAGGAGCGGGACCACUUCCAGGACCUGCGGGCGGCGCUGGAGAAGACGCAGCCUCACCUGCUGCCGCUUCUCUACCUGAACGGCGUCGUGGGGCCGCCGCAGUCCGCUGAGGGCGCCGGCUCCACCUACAGCGUCUUGUCCAUCAUGCCCUCGGACUCUGAGAGCAGCGGCUCCCUCAGCAGUGUGGGGACCACCGGGAAGGCUCCGUCCCCACCGCCCCUCCUCACCGAACGGCAGGUCACUGAGAAGGUGGAGAGCCUUUCCAUGCAGCUGCGGAUGAUGACUCAGGAGAGGAACGAGCUGCGGAAGCGCCUGGCCUUUGCAGCACAUGGGACGACCUUUGACAAAAGGCCCUACCACAGGCUGAAUCCUGACUACGAGAGGCUGAAGAUCCAGUGUGUUCGGGCCAUGUCAGACCUGCAGAGCCUCCAGAACCAGCAUACCAAUGCUCUGAAGAGAUGUGAGGAGGUGGCCAAGGAGACCGACUUCUACCACUCACUCCACAGCCGGCUCCUGAGCGACCAGACCCAGCUGAAGGAUGAUGUGGACAUGCUGAGGCGGGAGAACGGGCAGCUCCUGCGGGAACGAAACUUGCUGCAGCAAUCAUGGGAGGACAUGAAGCGGCUCCACGAGGAGGACCAGAAGGAAAUUGGUGACCUCCGGGCCCAGCAACAGCAGGUGUUGAAGCACAACGGGUCUUCAGAAAUACUCAACAAGCUGUACGACACGGCCAUGGACAAGCUGGAGGUGGUCAAGAAGGACUAUGAUGCCCUGCGGAAGCGGUACAGUGAGAAAGUUGCCAUCCACAACUCGGACCUGAGCCGCCUGGAGCAGCUGGAGGACGAGAACCAGCGCCUGCUGAAGCAGGCAGAGAUGCUGACCCAGCAGAGGGACACGGCCAUUCAGCUGCAGCACCAGUGUGCCCUGUCCCUGCGGAGGUUCGAGGCCAUCCACCACGAGCUGAACAAGGCCACGACCCAGAACAAGGACCUGCAGUGGGAGAUGGAGUUGCUGCAGUCGGAGCUGACGGAGCUGAGGAGCACACAGGCCAAGACGGCCAAGGAGUCGGAGAAGUACAAGGAGGAGCGGGAUGCCGUGUACAGCGAGUACAAGCUCAUCAUGAGCGAGCGGGACCAGGUCAUUUCUGAGCUGGACAAGCUGCAGACCGAGGUGGAGCUGGCCGAGUCCAAACUCAAGAGCAGCACGUCUGAGAAGAAAGCGGCCAGCGAGGAGAUGGAGGCUCUGCGGCAGAUCAAGGACACAGUGACAAUGGACGCCGGGAGAGCCAACAAAGAGGUGGAAAUCCUCCGAAAGCAGUGCAAGGCUCUGUGCCAGGAGCUGAAGGAAGCCCUCCAGGAGGCAGACGUGGCCAAGUGCCGGCGGGACUGGGCCUUCCAGGAGCGGGACAAGAUCGUGGCAGAGCGUGACAGCAUCCGGACGCUGUGUGACAACCUGCGCCGGGAGCGGGACCGGGCCGUGAGUGAGCUGGCCGAGGCCCUGCGCAGCCUGGAUGACACUCGCAAGCAGAAGAAUGACAUCAGCCGGGAGCUUAAGGAACUCAAGGAACAGAUGGAGUCCCAGUUGGGCAAGGAGGCCCGCUUCCGGCAGCUGCUGGCCCAUAGCUCCCAUGACUCGGCCAUCGAUACAGACUCCAUGGAGUGGGAAACAGAAGUUGUGGAGUUUGAAAGGGAGACGGAGGACAUUGACCUGAAGGCACUUGGAUUCGAUAUGGCAGAAGGUGUGAAUGAGCCCUGUUUCCCAGGGGACUGUGGCAUCUUUGUCACGAAAGUGGACAAAGGAAGCAUUGCUGAUGGUCGAUUAAGGGUCAAUGACUGGCUGCUGAGGAUCAAUGACGUGGACCUCAUCAACAAGGACAAGAAGCAGGCCAUCAAGGCGCUCCUGCACGGGGAGGGGGCCAUCAACAUGGUCGUGCGGCGGCGGAAGUCGCUGGGCAGCAAGGUGGUCACCCCGCUGCACAUCAACCUGAGUGGACAGAAAGACAGUGGCAUCAGCCUGGAGAACGGAGUGUAUGCCGCUGCCGUGGUGCCUGGGAGUCCGGCUGCCAAGGAAGGUUCCCUAUCGGUGGGUGACAGGAUUGUUGCGAUCAAUGGCAUUGCCUUGGACAACAAGUCUCUGAAUGAGUGCGAAUCUCUGCUGCGGAGCUGCGAAGACUCCCUGACCCUCUCCCUGCUGAAGGUGUUUCCUCAGAGCGCCUCCUGGAGUGGCCAGAACAUCUUUGAGAACCUCAAGGACUCGGAGAAGGUGUUGGGUUUUCGUACCCAGGCCCCAGAGGUCCAGGCUCACAAUAAACGGAACUUGAUGCAGCACAAUAACUCCACACAGACGGACAUCUUCUACCUGGACAGGCUGGAGGACAGGAAGGAGACAGCCCCUUCAGGGGACAGUGGCUCCUUCCUACACAGGCCCUUCCCUGGACGGCCCUUUCAGGCCUCCCCGCCAGGCUGUCCCAGCGCCUCUGAGCGCAGCCUGAGUCCCUUCCGCUCGGACCUGUCUGCAGAGCAUGACUUGGGGCUGGUGGAGGGGCGCAGAAGGCAGCCCUUGCUGCCCUUUGAGACUGAGGUGGGCUCCUGUGGGGCAGCAGAGACGCCCCUGGACAAGGUGGAGCCUGGGAGCCCCAACAGUGGUGGGACCUGGCCCAAGGCUGUGCUCGGCUCCACAGCAGAGCCCGAGAAGCUCUCGGUUUACAAGAAGCCAAAGCAAAGAAAAUCCAUCUUUGACCCUAACACUUUCAAACGGCCCCAGACGCCCCCCAAAAUAGACUCCCUGCUUUUGGGCCCAGGGCCCACUCCCUCCCCCCAGGCCUCUAAGAGAAUGGGGCCUCUGACACCCCCAAAGCCUCCUAGGAGGAGUGACUCUAUCAAGUUCCAGCACAGACUGGAGACCAGUUCUGAGUCCGAGGCUACACUGGUGGGCAGUUCCCCCUCCACCAGUCCCCCAAUGGCCUUGCCCCCUAGCCUGGACCCUGGGGAGCCCCCACAUACCUCACCGCCUCGCAAGACUAGAGUCCGCAUUGCUUCCACUUACUACCCUGAAGGGGAUGGGGACAGUGCCUAUCUGCUGGCCAAGAAGCCCUGUGAUGAGGACCUCAGCACCCAAAAAGUGGAUGAGCUGGGGCAGAAGCGCCGCCGACCCAAGUCUGCCCCUGGGUUCCGGCCCAGACUGGCAUCGGCGGCUCCUCCAGCUCAGUGUCCAGAGGAGCAGAAGUGUGUCCCAGCUGGUGGGGAGCUGUCCCCAGAGCUCCAGGAGUGGCCACCUUACUCACCAGUGCAUUCCACUCGCCAUGGCACCCCAAGGCCCUAUCCCGGCAGGGUGUCAGUGGGCACAGUCCCCCGGAGCUUGGCCCCAGGCACAGCUGUUAGCUCCAUUCUGAGGAACCCUGUCUACACUGUGCGGAGCCACAAGGUUGGCCUCUCCCCACCCAUCCACAGAGACGGGGCCACCCAGGAGUCACAUCCCAGCGUCCAGCAUCAAGUGCGCCUGAGCCUGGACCUGAGCCAGCGAUCCUUUGGUGACUGCCCUGAGAGGAGAGCCUCCCAUGGGUCCAAUUCCCUGCCCUCCAGCGCCCGCCUUGGGUCUUCGAGUAACCUGCAGUUUAAGGCGGAACGUAUUAAAAUCCCGUCAACGCCACGAUACCCCCGCUCUGUCAUGGGCUCUGACAGAGGUUCCUUGUCACACUCGGAAUGCAGUACGCCUCCUCAGUCGCCCCUGAGCAUUGACACCUUGUCCUCUUGUAGCCAGUCCCAGACCUCAGCCUCCACCUUGCCUAGAAUUGCUGUCAACCCCGCGUCCCUUGGGGAGCAGAGAAAGGACCGGCCUUAUGUGGAGGAGCCGCGCCACGUGAAGGUGCAGAAGGGCUCUGAGCCCCUGGGGAUCUCCAUUGUGAGUGGGGAGAAGGGCGGCAUCUACGUCUCCAAGGUGACAAGUGGAAGCAUCGCUCACCAGGCUGGCCUUGAAUACGGAGAUCAGCUGCUUGAGUUCAAUGGCAUCAACCUGCGGAGCGCCACGGAGCAGCAAGCCCGGCUCAUCAUCGGUCAGCAGUGUGACACCAUCACCAUCCUGGCCCAGUACAAUCCACACAUGCACCAGCUCAGCAGCCACUCCCGCUCCAGUUCCCACCUGGAGCCUGCUAGCAACUACUCCACCCUGCCAGGCAGCGGAGCCACCACCCCGGAGCAGACCUCUGUCAUCGACCCGCUGAUGGAGCAGGACGAGGGCCCAGGGACCCCUCCGGCCAAGCAGAGCACGUCUAGCUCCAGGGUUGGGGGCGAUGCCAACAAGAAGAGCCCAGAGCCUCGCGUCGUCUACAUAAAAAAGUCCCAGAUGGAGCUCGGGGUGCACCUCUGUGGUGGGAACCUGCAUGGGGUGUUUGUGGCUGAGGUGGAGGACGACAGCCCUGCCCGGGGCCCUGAUGGCCUCGUGCCAGGGGACCUCAUCCUGGAGUAUGGCACGCUGGAUGUCCGGAACAAGACAGUGGAGGAGGUAUACAUGGAGAUGCUGAAGGCCAAGGACAGCGUCCGCCUGAAGGUGCAGUACCGCCCCGAGGAGCUCAGCAGGGUCAAGGGGCUGCCCGGGGACGGCUUCUACAUCAGAGCGCUGUAUGACCGGCUGGCAGAGGUGGAGCAGGAGCUGAGCUUUAAGAAGGAUGACAUCCUCUACGUUGAUGAUACCCUGCCCCAGGGCAUGAUUGGCUGCUGGAUGGCCUGGCAGCUGGACGAGAACGCCCAGAAGAUUCAGCGGGGGCAGAUUCCCAGCAAAUAUGUGAUGGACCAAGAAUUCUCCAGGAGGCUCAGCAUGUCCGAGGUCAAAGAUGACAGCAGCGCCUCCAAGACGCUGUCGGCAGCUGCCCGCAGGUCUUUCUUCCGCAGGAAACACAAGCACAAACGCAGAGGGUCCAAAGAUGGGAAAGACCUUCUGGCCUUGGACACCUUCUCCAGUGAUGCCAUUCCUCUCUUUGAAGAUCCAGUGAGCCUCGCCUACCAGCGGGUGCAGAAAGUGGACUGCACUGCUCUGCGACCGGUGCUGAUUUUGGGGCCCUUAUUGGAUGUGGUGAAGGAGAUGUUGGUGAACGAGGCUCCGGGAAAGUUCUGCAGAUGCCCGCUUGAGGUGAUGAAGGCCUCACAGCAGGCCAUUGAGCGUGGUGUCAAGGACUGCCUCUUUGUUGACUACAAGCGGAGGAGUGGCCAUUUUGAUGUCACCACGGUGGCUUCCAUCAAGGAGAUCACAGAAAAGAACCGGCACUGCCUCCUGGACAUUGCACCCCAUGCCAUCGAGCGGCUCCAUAACAUGCACAUCUACCCCAUUGUCCUCUUUAUCCACUACAAGAGCGCCAAGCAGAUCAAGGAGCAGAGAGACCCCAUCUACCUUCGUGACAAGGUGACCCAGAGGCAUUCCAAAGAACAGUUUGAGACGGCUCAGAAGAUUGAGCAGGAGUACAGCAGAUACUUCACAGGGGUCAUCCAGGGAGGAGCCCUGUCGAGCAUUUUCACUCAGAUCCUGACCAAGGUCACUCAAGAACAGAAUAAAGUCCUGUGGAUCCCGGCCUGCCCUCUCUAG
Elephantulus edwardii (Cape elephant shrew) is the source of this 5760-nucleotide messenger RNA. RefSeq names its product discs, large homolog 5 (Drosophila) (gene DLG5). Gene Ontology annotation, molecular function: protein binding. Bases 1 to 5760 code for a protein of 1919 amino acids. Lineage: Eukaryota; Metazoa; Chordata; Mammalia; Macroscelidea; Macroscelididae. The record is from RefSeq and is a predicted model, not a curated record. Gene Ontology annotation, biological process: regulation of apoptotic process. The transcript has 32 exons.